Molecule: messenger RNA, 2371 nt
Organism: Euleptes europaea (tarantolino)
Lineage: Eukaryota; Metazoa; Chordata; Lepidosauria; Squamata; Sphaerodactylidae
Gene: DDX24
Product: DEAD-box helicase 24
Exons: 8
Coding region: 5-2371 (788 amino acids)
Cellular component (GO): nucleolus
Molecular function (GO): nucleic acid binding; ATP binding; RNA helicase activity
Source: RefSeq, a predicted model, not a curated record
AGCCAUGAAGCUUAAAAGAGGAAAUAAGUUUAAGACCUCAUCGAAACUGAAGCAAAAAGGCAUCCAAGUAACAGGGCAAUGGAAACCUAUUGAGAUCGACCCAAAUCUUUUUGCCGAUGAGCAGCUUGGUGGCUUAGUAUGUUUUGAAGAACUUACAGAUUAUAAACUGGUGUCUUCCUUGAAAGUGGGAGAAGAAACCAAGACGAGAAAACCCAAUAGUGAGGAGGAGGAGGAAGAUCCUGUGAAGACAGAGAGCCCCGUUCUUAAAAAGAAGAGAAAGAAAGAGAAGAAUCUGGGACAGGAGGCCAGGGGAGACACCGCACUGAACACAGAGGAUCAGGCAACCGAGUGGGAAGAUGCUGUCGUUAGCCAAGUUGAAAGUGAUGUGGGAGCUGCGACAAGCCUAAAAAGAAAACAGAAAAAGAGAAAACGGAAGAAAGCAUGUUCUCCCCAAGACGUACACACCACUACUUCUAAAAAGGCGAAAAACUGGACAGCGGAAGUUCUGUCUGCCUCGUCGGAUCUCCAAGUAGACAUGUCCACGUGGAAAGGUCUCUUUGUUCCUGCCCCUGUUCUUCGGGCACUGAGUGAAUUAGGGUUCAGUGCUCCAACUCCUAUUCAGGCUCUGGCUCUGCCUUCUGCCAUUCGAGACAGCAUGGAUGUCCUUGGUGCUGCGGAAACAGGAAGUGGAAAGACGCUCGCUUUCGCAAUUCCAAUGAUCCACUCCAUCCUGCAAUGGCAAGCAGCGAAAGGUUUGGCAAGUGAAAGUGACGGUACCCUUGAAGAAGCAGCAGGUAGAGAGGAUGAUUUGCCAAGCUUGGAAGUGACUGAGGAAGCAGAAGGCCUGAACCCUGAUGGGAGCGAGGCUAGUGGUACCGUUGCUGAGGAUGACGAAUCUCCGGCAACAGGCUGCGUGAAGGUGUCGGAGGAUAUGGAAUCAGAUUUGGGUGCCAAGAAACAUGAUGUAAAGAAAAGCAAUCCUCUUCUGGGAUUGGUCCUAACUCCUACAAGGGAAUUGGCAGUCCAAGUCAAACAUCAUAUUGAUGCAGUGGCCAAGUACACAGAUAUUAAGUCAGCCCUUCUUGUUGGUGGGAUGGCUUCUCAGAAGCAGCAGCGAGUCUUGAAAAGGAAGCCAGAAAUCAUUGUCGCAACCCCAGGGCGCCUGUGGGAGCUGAUUCAGGAGAGGCAUCCGCAUCUCUCAAGCCUCCGGCAGCUCAGAUGCCUGGUGAUAGAUGAAGCUGACCGGAUGGUUGAGAGAGGACAUUUCUUAGAACUCUCUCAAUUGCUGGAAAUGCUGAACGAUUCCUACUAUAACCCCAAGCGUCAGACGUUUGUCUUUUCUGCCACCCUGACUCUGAUCCAUCAGACUCCCACUAGAGUUCUCCAGAAGAAAAAAGCCAUGAAAAUAGACAGGAAAACCAAGCUGGAGAUGCUGAUGCAGAAAGUGGGCAUCAGGAGCAAGCCUAAAGUGAUUGACCUGACGAGAAAAGAAGCCACCGUGGAGACUCUCACUGAGACCAGAAUCCACUGUAAUGUGGAAGAGAAAGACUAUUACCUCUACUACUUUCUGCUGCAGUACCCGGGCAGGACCAUGGUGUUUGCAAACAGUAUAGACUGCAUCAAACGACUAACCGCACUCUUGACCAUAUUGGACGGCAAUCCUCUGCCUCUUCAUGCAAAUAUGCACCAGAAACAAAGACUAAAAAACCUGGAGAGGUUUGCAGAACGUGACCGCUGCGUCCUCCUCACAACCGACGUUGCCGCUCGUGGUCUCGACAUCCCUAAUGUGCAGCACGUCAUUCAUUACCAGGUUCCUCGAACUUCCGAAGUCUACGUGCACAGGAGUGGCAGGACGGCUAGAGCCGCCAGCGAGGGCCUGAGCUUGCUGCUGAUUGGCCCGAGCGAUGUGAUGAAUUUUAAAAGGAUUUACAAGACAUUGGCAAAGAGCGAAGAGCUUCCCUUUUUUCCGGUGGAAAUGAGAUACAUGACUGCUAUCAAGGAGCGGGUGAACUUGGCACGACAGAUUGAGAAGGUGGAGUAUUUCAGCAGCCGAGCAAAACAGCACAAUUCUUGGCUGCAGCAAGCCGCAGAUGCUCUUGAGCUGGAUCUGGAUGAUGCGGACCUCAUAGGAGGCCGGCCCGAUGAGGAAGAAGAGAGUCAGAAACAGAAGAUGCUGAAAGGGAUGAAGAAGCAUCUGAAGCAUUUGCUGUCCCAGCCAGUCUUUAAAAAUUUUAUGAAGACCAAAUACCCAACCCAGUCUGGAAAACUGCUUUUGCCUGACCUUUCCGAGAUGAGUUCACAGUCUGCACUGGGUGCCGUGUCAAAAGCACAGAGGAAGAAGAAGAAGAUGAAGCAAAGUGAGGACAUCUGA